Molecule: messenger RNA, 3608 nt
Organism: Gigantopelta aegis
Lineage: Eukaryota; Metazoa; Mollusca; Gastropoda; Neomphalida; Peltospiridae
Product: ubiquitin carboxyl-terminal hydrolase 14-like
Exons: 18
Coding region: 75-1547 (490 amino acids)
Biological process (GO): protein deubiquitination; regulation of proteasomal protein catabolic process; proteasome-mediated ubiquitin-dependent protein catabolic process
Molecular function (GO): proteasome binding; cysteine-type deubiquitinase activity; protein binding
Source: RefSeq, a predicted model, not a curated record
CGCAAUUAUCAAUUUCCGGGACAUCCUUCGCUUCCUGUGAUACAUGAUUUUGCGGCAGACGAUUUGUCUUUGAAAUGCCUUGUUUUAAAGUUAGUGUCAAAUGGGGAAAAGAAAAGUUCAGCGAUAUUGAAUGCAACACUGAUGAACCUCCUGUUGUCUUUAAAGCACAGCUGUUCGCCUUAUCAGGCGUUCAGCCUGAUCGACAGAAAGUAAUGGUGAAAGGAUCAGUUUUGAAGGAUGAUGACUGGGGAAGUCUGAAGUUAAAAGAUGGAGCAACACUUCUUAUGAUGGGAACAGCUGAUGAGCUACCGAAGGAGCCGUCCGAGAGACCCACUUUCAUGGAAGACAUGACGGAGCAGCAGUUGGCUACUGCGCUUGCUUUGCCAUCUGGUCUGACUAAUCUUGGGAACACAUGUUACAUGAAUAGUGUUGUUCAGUGGUUGAGGGCUAUACCUGAACUGAAAGAUGCUCUCAAGACAUACUCCGGUGGUCUUACUGUUGGUGGUGCUAUUGCCCCAGCUGAUUCUAUAACUGCAGCCCUAAGGGAUCUGUAUAAUUCCAUGGACCGUUCUGGAGCUUCCAUUCCGCCCAUAAUAUUUCUGCAAGUUCUACACAUGGCUUUCCCACGCUUUGCAGAAAAGGGCGAACAUGGGGGAUUUCAACAACAGGAUGCCAAUGAAUGUUGGACAGAAAUUGUUCGAAGCCUACAGCAGAAAUUACCAGCACAGAAGUUGGAAGGAACUCCAUCAUCUAGCAGCUUCAUUGACCAGUAUUUGGGAGGAGAGUUUGAAGUUGUAAUGAAGUGCAAUGAAGCUGCAGAAGAGCCAGAAACACGUUCUACAGAAAAGUUCUUACAGCUUAGCUGUUUUAUAGAAAAAGAGGUGAAGUACAUGCAAACAGGUUUAAAAUCUAGGUUAGAAGAAACGAUAACAAAAUAUUCCCCCACGCUAGAAAGAGAUUCUGUUUACACCAAGUCGAGUAAAAUCAAGAGAUUGCCAGCAUAUCUGGCAAUACAGUUUGUACGCUUUUAUUUCAAGGAGAAGGAGGCCAUCAAUGCAAAAAUUCUAAAGGAUGUGAAAUUCCAGUUAAAUCUGGACGUCUUUGAUUUGUGUACAGACGAGCUACAGAAAAAGCUUAUUCCAAUGAGAGACCGUUUUAAGGAAAGAGAAGAUCGUGAGCUAGUAAAGAUGGAGCAGGCAAAUGCAAAAGGCCAAAAAGCUGUUGUGAAAACAGAAAAAGACACUCUGAAAAAUUAUGAACCUUUCUCUUUUCCUGAUGAUGUAGGUUCCUCCAACAGUGGCUUCUACGAACUGAAAGCUGUCCUCACACACAAGGGCAGGUCCAGCUCCAGUGGUCAUUAUGUGUCCUGGGUUCGCAAGACUGGAGAUGAGUGGUUGAUGUUUGAUGAUGACAAUGUUUCACCAGUGACAUCAGAAGAUAUUUUGAAACUAUCAGGGGGAGGUGACUGGCAUUGUGCAUAUGUUCUGUUGUACGCUACAAAACGAUUAGAGAUUGAAGACACUACAGUGACUAUGGAAACGAGCUGAUCUAUUCAUCACUUGUACAUUGACUGUAAUUGUGAAAGAAAUUCAUGAGCUUGACAAAUGAUUUUUUUUUUUUUUGAAAAUUAUUGGUGCAACUGUUUGUCAAAUAACAUCAAGCUAUUAUUAUUACACCAACUUUGUUAUUAAUUUGAUGUCCGAAUUUCUUAUCCACAUGAUACACAAGUAGGAGGGAGGGAGGUGGGGGCGCUGUUGGGAAGCACAUUCACUGCACUAUGGUUAAUAGUGUUCAAAAACUUUGGUUUUCUUAUAAAGGAAAAACAUUUUAAAGGAAUCAUGUUCAUGGUUCAGAGAGUACUUACUUCCUCAUCGCCCUCACCCCACAUGAGCUAGUCUUUUGAAAUUUGUAUGUGGAGGCACAUACAAGAAUUUGAAAAUAGAGGGACGUGCAAAAUGUUUAAUGCGUGUGUGUGCAAUUCACAUGAUACUCAAGUUGAUUACCCUUCAUAUUGCCCAAAUAUGUCGGACCUUGUUAGAACGACCAUCGUUACUAUGACAUUUACACAUCUGACCACAAAUUGUUGGGAACAAAUGUACAUCAAUGUUAUUCUGUUCAUUACACCAGAAUUCACACCUUCCGGCAGAGCAAAUUAGGAAUAAAUGUGCAACAUAUAUUUUUUUCAUUUAAAAAGUGGUGUGUGUAUGUUACUGUGGCAUGAAGUUGUUUACACAAUGUUGGGAAUCAGAAUUUCAUCAUGAAUAGAUCAUUGGUUAAAAUCGGUUGGCGCCAACCCAUCAACUUUCAAUUACACAAUUGGUUAGAAUUAUAUGAACCUAAGAAUCAUUAAUUUUGAAUUAUAAGGACUAUUCACCUAUUGUCAUGUACACUUUACAAACGGAUAAUUUUACCUUUAUUAACUUUUUAAUAUUUUGUUUGUUUGUUGUAUUCACAUGAAAACAAACCCAGCAUAUUUUCAUCAAUUCCAUCAUCUAAACUGGAUGAACAAAUGCUGUUAACAUUUUCCCACACAAUUGAUUAUGGAUGUUUGUAAUCGAUCAUCACAUUGGUGGAGCCAAAGUGAUAAUUUUCUAUUAUAAUCGAUCACUGGAACAUUGCUAUUACACAUACAUUUCGGCAGCGAUCACUGGAACAUUGCUAUUACACAUACAUUUCGGCAGCGAUCACUGGAACAUUGCUAUUACACAUACAUUUCGGCAGCGAUCACUGGAACAUUGCUAUUACACAUACAUUUCGGCAGCGAUCACUGGAACAUUGCUAUUACACAUACAUGUCGGCAGCGAUCACUGGAACAUUGCUAUUACACAUACAUUUCGGCAGCGAUCACUGGAACAUUGCUAUUACACAUACAUGUCGGCAGCGAUCACUGGAACAUUGCUAUUACACAUACAUUUCGGCAGCGAUCACUGGAACAUUGCUAUUACACAUACAUGUCGGCAGCGAUCACUGGAACAUUGCUAUUACACAUACAUUUCGGCAGCGAUCACUGGAACAUUGCUAUUACACAUACAUUUCGGCAGCGAUCACUGGAACAUUGCUAUUACACAUACAUUUCGGCAGCCAGGACCACACCACGUAUUGUGGUCUUUUACAUGUCAUAAGGAAUUGUUGAAUCAGUAAUCGAGUAUAAAGAGAAUCUAUCAUGGCUAUCUAUUGGAGAUUGGGAAAUGUCAGCCCGAGAAACAAUACAGUUGUAUUUGGAGGGAUUACCCUGUCUCGUUUAGAGAGUAGUUGAUGGAUUGGCUACCCAUCUGUAUACAUAUGUAUAAAUUUAGUUUUUGGGAAAACUCCCAACAAAAUAGAAACAAAAAGUUGACAAAUGCUUGAUACAUAAAACAAUUUUUUUAAAUGUAUGAUGUCAAACAACUCAUCUUUGAAACGGGUGAUCGAAUUCCAGCACAUUAUUUCCAUGUCUUACCUAGAGAAGAGACAGAAUAAUCUAUUGCCACUCAAAACUUGAUUAUAUCUGGCAAAGGAUAUAGAAGUUAAUGUGUCACUACAUAACCUGUACAUCAAUUCUACAAAGUUGUGUCCCUCUGUUAAUGCUUUACCAUAUCUGUAUUGCAUAAUAAAUGAAUUGCUUGCCA